AUGUUGCAUGAUGAGUGUAAAUGGUUCAUGCUUUUCCAACCUCCAUGGACACCAAUACAAGAUUAUACAGAUUACUACUUUGUUACUGGAAAAGAGGGAACUGUAGCUACAUUGGAUUGUAUGCAAGAAUAUGUUGGAAACAUCAAUCCAUACAUUGUGGUGGAUGAAGUCAGAUAUACAUUUGAGAAUUGUCAACAUUAUGACAUAUAUGGUGUGAAGAACUUAUGUGAUAAUGAGACGACUAUUUCCUUCUUAAUUACUAAUGAAAAUGUGGGAAGUUCUUGUGGAACUGGUGGAGAUGCUGGGUUAUACAUACGCUACCACUGUGUCCGAGAUGGGGGCUGGUCAUCUUGGAGCUCUUAUGGUGGAUGUUCUAGAAGUUGUGGUGGUGGGUACCAGACAAGGACACGGACUUGUACUAACCCUCCACCAAACUACUACAGCAAGAAUCAAGCUUGUAUGAAUGAUAGGGAUUAUCAGACCCAAAGAUGCAACACAGGAACAUGUCCACACUCUGGAAGUGUUUGCAGAAAUGACUAUUUUCAACCAACUUGUUAUAAUCACAACACCAAAGGGAAGAUUGCUAUCACAUCAGCAACCUGGAGGGAUGGAUGUAGCUGGGACUACAGAGAUGUAUCCCAUAAUGUUGCUGGGACUAUUGGAAGCAGCUGUAAUAAUCAUUACUACUGCUCUGUUGGGGUGGAUGAUAGUUUACAAUCCUGCUACACCAGCUAUUACUACACUGCAUAUUACACUCAAUCAUAUCAAACAAGAUGGUGUCUCUUUGGUAUUUUUGGAGGUUUCAUCUGUGGAAAUUACUACACUGCCUACAGACAGGUCGCAUAUACUGCAUGGUACAGACAAAUUUGUGGUGUAUUAAACUAUGGAUACACAUGUACAAUUCCUCAGUGGACGUUAUGGAGUGAGUGGGAUGGAUGUACUGUAUCCUGUGGCAGAGGGACCCAGUCUAGAACCAGAUCAUGUGAAAAUGAACAUACAACAAGUGAUGGUCAUACUAAUCUUUGUGGACAAAGUGGUUCAGAAGUACAGACAUCAGAAACCAGAGAGUGUUUGCUGGCAGGCUCUAUACCCUAUUGUGCUUACUGUGAUACUGGAACUACCCACAAGUACACCAGCAUAGACUCUAUGACAUAUAGCAGAGAUACAACAUCAGGUAAAACAGAUAUUGAAAUAGAUGAUUAA
Messenger RNA from Mytilus trossulus (common blue mussel), 1203 nucleotides. RefSeq names its product SCO-spondin-like. The coding region runs from base 1 to 1203 and encodes 400 amino acids. The transcript is spliced from 7 exons. The record is from RefSeq and is a predicted model, not a curated record. NCBI's taxonomy places the organism in Eukaryota, Metazoa, Mollusca, Bivalvia, Mytilida, Mytilidae.